CCAAAAAAAAAAAAAAAAAAAGAGCGAAAUUUUAUAAAUUUUUCAAAACCCACCAAGAAAUACGCAACCCUGAGCCGUUUUCUUCAAAGUUCACCUCUUUUUUCCCUUCAAAUCUUUCAAUUUUUCAUCGUCCGUUUCCAUCUAUUUUCAGAAAUUUCUCAAUCCCAAUCCCGAAAUCCUCCCCCCACUUCCAUGAAUUUGACCAUCACAGUCUUGUAACUGAAUUCAGAUGGCCGACACCAAUUCCAAUACCCCCACCGCCACCGCGCCGGAGAAGAGCCCCUCCGCUUCGCCGACGAGCUCCAGGUCGGUGACUCACACUGUCAAUGGCUCGCAUAAGUUCGUGAUCCAGGGGUACUCUCUGGCGAAGGGAAUGGGACCCGGCAAACACAUUGCUAGCGAUGAUUUUAUCGUCGGAGGGUAUCAAUGGGCCGUCUACUUCUAUCCAGAUGGGAAGAAUGUUGAGGAUAAUUCGACCUAUGUCUCCAUAUUUAUCGCACUGGCUAGCGACGGUACCGAUGUGAGGGCGUUGUUUGAACUCACACUUGUCGAUCAGAGCGGUAAAGGGAAGCAUAAGGUUCAUAGCCAUUUUGAGCGGUCACUUGAGAGUGGUCCGUAUACUCUGAAGUAUCGCGGCAGUAUGUGGGGAUACAAGCGCUUUCUUAGACGAACUACCCUUGAAAACUCUGACUACCUCAAGGAUGAUUGCUUGCAAAUAAAUUGUACUGUUGGAGUUGUGGUUUCGUCAAUAGAGCGUCCACAUUCACAGACUAUUUCUAUUCCCGAGUCUAAUAUUGGAGCUCAUUUUGGUGCACUGCUGGAAAAUUUAGAAGGUUCAGAUGUCACUUUUAAUGUUGAUGGAGAAAAAUUUCAAGCUCACAGGUUGAUAUUGGCUGCUAGAUCAUCUAUGUUUCGGUCUGAAUUUUUGAAUAAGUUAGAGGACAGUAAGGAGGAGAUUUUAGUUAAAGAUCUAGAACCUAACGUUUUUAAGGCUUUGCUGCACUUUAUUUACACUGAUUCCAUCGCAGAGGAUGUGGUUGUAUCAAGUUCAAGUUCAUCUUCUGAAUCUUUUGUGGGUGACAACUUUAUGGCAAAAUUGUUAGCAGCAGCGGACAAGUAUGGUUUGGAGAGAUUGAGACUGAUGUGUGAAUCUCAUCUUUGUAAAAAUCUUUCCGUACGGUCCGUUGCACAAGUACUAAGUUUUGCAGAGGAGCACCAUGCCACUGAACUGAAAGCAGUUUGCCUGAGAUUUGCUGCGAAGAACCUUGGAGCUGUGAUGCAAUCAAAAGGUUUUGAGCAUUUGAAGGAAAACAACCCUUCUCUUCAAUCCGAGCUCCUGAAGAUACUUGCACAAAACUGCGGGGACGUUUGUGGCAACGGAUCAAAAUCCAGGAGUGUGUGGGCUCAACUUUCCGAUGGUGGUGAUUCAAAUGGAAGGAGAGUCAGACAAAGAACCUGAUAACUCAAACCAUUAUUGUUCCUUGUGUAAAUGCAAAUGUGUUUUUCAAGUAAUAUGUAAAAAAGGAAAAAAAAAAAACCCCCGAAAAGAAUAGCUUUGUUUCAAUAUGUUUGUCGAGAAACGUAUUCAAUAGCAGCCAAAUUAGAUUCUCAUUUUGUAGUUUGAUAUGUUUGCACCGUGGGAUUUUCAUGCCAUUUUAGAUGUACUCAUUUGCUGAGGAAGCUUUCAUUGAAAACCUGAGGGCCAAAAGCAAAAGAAGGCAGUAAAA
Messenger RNA from Benincasa hispida (wax gourd), 1727 nucleotides. Its product is annotated as BTB/POZ and MATH domain-containing protein 4-like. The record is from RefSeq and is a predicted model, not a curated record. Gene Ontology annotation, biological process: protein ubiquitination. NCBI's taxonomy places the organism in Eukaryota, Viridiplantae, Streptophyta, Magnoliopsida, Cucurbitales, Cucurbitaceae. Gene Ontology annotation, molecular function: protein binding.